GCAGCGGUGCGGGAAGGGAGCGGGAGGUGGAGCGGGGCUUGCCGAGGUGUCUGGAGCGGCCUGGAAGAAAACCCGUCUUUUCCGCGGCGGCCACUGCCGAGGCAAAUGCUUUCAGAGGCCCUGCUCGUUUCCGUGCGCCGGCCGGCCUCGUGCCCUGCCGUCCCGGGGGUGCUCUGUCUGCCUGCGCCCAGGCCGUUCCAGGCUGUGCUUCUGCACCUGGUGCUUUAGGGGCUUGGCACGGUAGCUGGCGUAUUCAUCUGCCACAACUCGGAAACUUACUGUAGUGUGCGGUUUUAAGCAGUUUAACAAUUUAGCUGUGGUUUAUCGUAGGCUCUACUGUGCCUCAUUAGUCAUAUGCAUUGCAGCUGCUUCUUCAGGUGCCCUAAAUCCAACUUCUCCCCUGCCUAGCUACAAGGGCCCCUUCUCUGCUCUGCUCUAAAGAGGGUUUUUCAUGCUAAAUGCCAUGAUGUGGGGAUGGGGCGAAGUUUUCAAACAAAACAACGCUUCACAGAGGCUUUUCUUUUACUAUGAAUUUUACAUGAACCUCUUGGGGUAGGGUGGUUUGUGCACUGUAAGAGCACAGUUAGGGAAAGUCAUUGUUUGGUUUAUGGUGUGGCAUCUAAACACUGUUAGAAAACACAGGAGAAUAACUAGGUUCUUUUAUUACAGAGAGUCUGCAAGAAGAUUCCUAGCUGGCUUGCUGCAAACUCCAAGGAAGGCACAAUUGAAGGCACAUUUCCUGUCAUGGUGAAUGAGAGGCACAAUGGCAACCUGCUUGUGCACCUGGGACCCAAACUGCAGGCUUACCCGGAAGAGCUGCUCCGGCAGCGGCAAGGCCACAAUGGCCAGCCUGAAUACCUGAUCCAGUGGAGUAUCAUCAGCUUGGAAGAGAGAGCAGUGGGAGGCAGCAGUGCCGCCUCUGCAGAGACCAAGCCGGAGAACAUCUUGAUGUGGAUGUCUACAGAAGAGGUGUGUGCCAGCUGCCCGGCACUGUUGGAAGAGGAAGCUGGAAGGGCAGUGGAUGAAAGAGGAGAAGGCAGCCAGCCCGUUCACUACAGAUGUCCCGCCAUCCACGUGCGGAGCGCGUAUGCCAGCAUUGGUUCGCUGGCAGGUGCCUUCAAGGAGACGGGAGCCCUUGACUUGCUGAUGAAGAUGCUGUGCCACACGGAGAAGCAAAUCCGCCGCAGUGCUGGCAAGAUGCUGAGGGCCCUGGCUUCUCAUGAUGCAGGGAGCCGGGCCUAUGUCCUGCUGUCCCUCAGCCAGCAGGAUGGCAUUGAGCAGCACGUAGACUUCGACAGUCGCUACACCUUGCUGGAGCUGUUUGCUGAGAUGUCUUCUGAAGAGUACUGCAUGUCAUUCGAGGGGAUUCACCUUCCCCAGAUCCCUGGGAAGCUGCUGUUCGUCCUGGUGAAGCGCUACCUGUGUGUCACUUCUCUCAUGGACAAGCUCAGCAGUGGUGUGGAGCAGGGAGGGGAGCAGCAGGACAGCGCUGUGCCCAGCCUGCUCACUGAGGAGAGGAGCCGUGUGAAGCAGGAGUUUGAGUUCAGCAUGGCUAUGGCAAACCUCAUCUUGGAGCUGGUGCACGUGAUGGGCUGGGACCACAGCCACAAGCCAGAGCUGCUGCCCCAACAGGAGCUGCGACCUCACACCACCCACUCCAUCUUCCAGCCCAAGAUCUUAGCCUCUACUGCUGUCCGAAUGCCUGUGCUCACUUCAAAUCAUGGUCCCCACAAGAAGCAGGGUCAUGCCUUCCUGACGCCAUCAGACUUCGCAGACCGCAGUGGCUAUGUGCAGUACUUACAGGCAAACCUGGUGCGCGGCAUGAGGGUGCGCUUGCUGGAGGACUGUGGUGAUGUUAGAGCUGGGGAGGAAGGCAAGUUUCUUCAGAGCAGUAAUAGCAUGCACGCAGUCCAGGUCGGACCUACUGGAUACGUUGGCACAUGUUGGUGAUUAUUGGCAUUGGAGACCAGUUGGAAGAUUCUGCAGCUCAGGAAAAAGAAUCUAGUCUGAGAGAGAGCUUUAAUCUAGACA
Egretta garzetta (little egret) is the source of this 2031-nucleotide messenger RNA. Its product is annotated as cullin-9-like. The record is from RefSeq and is a predicted model, not a curated record. Lineage: Eukaryota; Metazoa; Chordata; Aves; Pelecaniformes; Ardeidae.